UGGUCGGGGAUAGACCACUCUAGACUCAUUAGAUUCGACGAGGCCCCUUGGGUCGCUGGUUAGUUUAGCUUAGAACGUCGUCGAGUGCAGUCCGCGCUCGCCGGGAGUCCCAGCGCUAGGCAGAGCCAGAGCUUCAUCCGGCUGGUGGUGGACUUUUGUGAGGAAGCUAGCUAUCUUCCUUCCUCAGUAUUAACCUGCCGCAGUUUCCGGCGGGUAGGUCAAAGCGUUUUGGUCGUCGGUCGGUCGGUCGGUUUGAUCGUUGCGGGCCUGCGUCCCGCUCGAGAGUUCCGGUUCCGUUUACGGUGUGUGUUUUAUGUAAUCUUGUGUGUGGGUGGGACGGACGGACGGUACCCGGUGGCAGUUUCUAUUAAUGGAUUUCCAGUGGUGAACAAGUGACAACAAAAAAUCGGAUAAAAUGAAUAAAUUUUAUGCGAUUUUUAUGCUAAUCAUUCUGAUCGCCCUCACAGUUGAGCCGGGUCAUGGUAUCAAGUGCUACAACUGUGAUUCGACCAGCAAUGAGGACUGCACGCAGAUCAAGAAAAACUCCGGAAUCAUCUCGGAGAUGUGCACUCCCAGCAUAAUGGCAUCGACUACAGGCAAUUGGCUCGCGGAUUUGACCCGGAUUGAGUACUUUGGCGGGGCGGAGAUUACGGUACCAAUGGUAUGCCAGAAGAUUGUGGCCUCCAAUGAAAACGGUGACACAAUGACGUACCGCGGUUGCCAGUUGGACGGAGGCAAGACGGAUCCCUGUCAGAUCGCAUUCGGCAAGGCACAGAAGCAGCGUGGCGUUAACAUCGAGCACUGUUCGAUCUGCAAGGAUGACGAUUGCAACGGUGCCAUCAGCAGAGUCCUCGGAGGACGCACCGCGCUAGCCCUUGCCACGGGAGCCACUCUGCUGGCCACGGUCCUCAACAAUAGAAUAUUCGUUUAAGGUUGUGUAAGCUUGUGGUAGGCGAUGCAUGUUUCAACGCUAGAGAAUAGAUCGGUUUUUAUAUGACAUACAAUGAUAUUCACGUUUAGCGAAAAUAAUAUGAAAAGUUAUUAUACUAAUAAAAACAAAAACACUUACUGUGUAAAUAACCAACUUGUAGAGUGUAGAUUCGCUUGAUCUUUAUAAAUUAAUCCAUAAUAUGGUUAUUGCAGUGUUCUUGAAUGUCUUUAGAAUUUCAAUAGUUAUUAAAAGUAAACAUAUAUGCAUCACUGGUGAAAAAUCGAUAAACAAGCCCAAUAUAGAAGUAAGCGAAUUAUUAAGAUAUUGAAUUACGAGGUACGAAGGUUCAUCGUAAACACGUCACGUAUAUAUUGAAAUAUAUUUAAUUAACCGAUAAAUAUAUUCACGCAUAUGCCUUCAUUGUGAGCCCGCAAGGGAAAUGUACAUUUUAUUUGUUAUGUUAAGACAACUCGUUCGGUACAUGGUGUCUACUGUAAGCACGCAGAUGCUGAAAUGGUGAUUCAAAACGCUAUAAACAUAUAAAUAAAAUCACCUAACGUUAGGCAGAUUACUGUUUGUAACAUACGAAUAAUCACAGAUUAUACUUAGCUGUACUAUAAACAUUAAGGAAAAGAAAUUAAUCUAAACCGCUCGGAUUUUUUAGACGAUAGUCAAAAAAAAAAAAAAAAAAAUAAAAAAAAACAUUCACUGACGCAUAUCUGCUGAUCAGAGUCAAUGGUAAGUUUAAAAUCUCAUCUCAAAUCAAAAUACUCCACUAUGGUUUAUUUCGUCUUUGCACCUACAGCAAAAUAUGUUCCGCUAUUGGAAAGAAAAAAAGAAAUCAAAACAGAAUCAAAUAUCUACCGUUAUCUCUAACCAACCCAGUUUCUCAUUGAAUUUUGAACAUACUUGCACCUAAACGAAUUCUAGACUCAUGCAACUACAAUAGACGAUAAGAGUUUGUUUGAAAGCAUCACUUUUUCUUAGCAUUUCUAACCGAAUAAAAAAACUUGAAAUAACUAACUAACAAUAUGCAAUAUAAAAUAUAGUAACAUUUGACAAAUAAUGGAAUAAUGGUUAGUGAAAGUAGAACGAAGCAGAAGUAGGCAGUCUAUGUAAAGUGGAAAUAGGCAAACUUUGUAUUAGGACUAACCACAGAGUGACAGAGCAGGCUGGAUGGCAUUCGCAAUGUUAAUGACAGCGUCACACUGAAAGGAAACAAAAAAAUCAACGUAUUGUCUAAAUUUCCUAUAAUAGAGUUAAAAGCUGUAACAAUCCCCAGAAAACAAAAAAACAAACAAACAAACAAACCGUCUAAGUGAGAAAAAAAAAUCAAACCCCUCUAACCGGCCUGGUUAAAAACAUUAAAAAAACGGAAAAGUCGUCGCACGAUAACUACGACAGCAACAAAGCCGGUCAGGAGAAUGAUGAGCAGAAAUAAAAUCACUGCACAUUUACAGAAGGUAAGACCACAACAACAACAAAAAAAGCACACCAAAUCAAGGC
Molecule: messenger RNA, 2437 nt
Organism: Ochlerotatus camptorhynchus
Lineage: Eukaryota; Metazoa; Arthropoda; Insecta; Diptera; Culicidae
Gene: witty
Product: without maturity
Exons: 5
Coding region: 416-931 (171 amino acids)
Biological process (GO): positive regulation of voltage-gated potassium channel activity; sleep; regulation of synaptic transmission, cholinergic
Source: RefSeq, a predicted model, not a curated record